Baudoinia panamericana UAMH 10762 is the source of this 834-nucleotide messenger RNA. RefSeq lists its product as uncharacterized. The coding region runs from base 203 to 703 and encodes 166 amino acids. Gene Ontology annotation, biological process: mycotoxin biosynthetic process. NCBI's taxonomy places the organism in Eukaryota, Fungi, Ascomycota, Dothideomycetes, Mycosphaerellales, Teratosphaeriaceae. The transcript has a single exon. The record is from RefSeq and is a predicted model, not a curated record.
GAGCUGAUGGCGGCUGCCCGUUAAGCACACAAGGGAAGAUGUGGUCCGUGCACUCUCAGAACGCUUCUAAACCCGCAUCUCCCACCGCCGCCUUUGUACGACAAUAAGGUGGAACUAUCACCUCAAGCGCACAGUUGACCAAAACGCACCUUAUGGAUGCUGUGUAGGAACCUACUAUUCCAGCUUGUCCGUGGCCGUCGCUAUGCCUCGACAGCUAGCCUUCACUUGGGACACUAUAACCAAACUCCUGCUUGCAGCGUUCACAGCACUGGUGUGUAUCUUUACGCUUAUUCUUGGCAUUCAAGCCAACACUGGUGUCACUUAUGCAUCCAUUCAUCGAGCACAUCUCACCAAGACGUGCCCUGUGAGAUUCACCAUGCGUAAACAGUACUGGGAUCUGACAUCUGAUGGAGAUACGCUGUGGGACGAAAUCAUUCCCGAGAAUGGCGGAUUCAUCUUCCACAGCAACCAAAGCGGUACCCCGUAUUACACGGGUGUCAGCAUGUUCCAUCAACUGCAUUGUUUGCAGAUGCUGCGCAUGGCGCUUGUCCAGAAGCAAGACCCUGCGGCACACCAAGACGGGCACACUCACCGGCGUAGCGCAGCGGGAAAGGGCUACAUGCACCAUAUGCACGGAGUCAAGCAGCCUCACUGGGUUCACUGUCUGGACUAUCUUGAGCAGGUGAGGCUUCCCAUGGGCUAAUGCCGUGUGCGCAACCACGCUGAUGAGAACCAGGCUGUUUCCUGUGCGGCAGAUGAUACCGUCGAGCCAUUCCGCGGGAGCACGGUCAAUGGCUACGGUUGGGUGCACCAGUGUCGCAACUCCGGUAAGCU